Mugil cephalus (flathead mullet) is the source of this 4010-nucleotide messenger RNA. It is a transcript of the gene tango6, whose product is annotated as transport and golgi organization 6 homolog (Drosophila). The coding region runs from base 107 to 3223 and encodes 1038 amino acids. The transcript is spliced from 18 exons. The record is from RefSeq and is a predicted model, not a curated record. NCBI's taxonomy places the organism in Eukaryota, Metazoa, Chordata, Actinopteri, Mugiliformes, Mugilidae. Gene Ontology annotation, biological process: protein secretion.
UUUAGCCUCAGCGGCUCAAAGUUGAACGGGAUUCGUAUUAAAAGACAGGAGCUGAGUCUUGUUUCUGGACUUUAAAUGAAGCGUUAUCGGUCUGUGUGAUGGUGAGAUGACUUCCAGUUUCCUCUCUGCGUUAAACAUCCUCACCAGGCCACUCGGAGAGUCUGUGCACGAUGCUCAGUCCUCGGACCAGGACGUCCUGCUGGAAGCUCUGCAGACCAACAGGAUCCGUGUCCUGGAGCAGCUCCAGAGCGAGAGCAGCUUUGAGGCGGUGAGGAGGCUGAGGGAGGAGGUGAAGGCGGAGGCCGUCUGGUUCUGCAGCGACACCGAGGAUGUCACGUGGGCCUUCGUGCAGGAGUGUUUCCUGCUGCUCCUCAGCUUAGGCCGACACCUGUCUGAGGAGCUGGAGCGCUUCCAGCAGACUCCGCCCCCGUCUGCAGCAAACCGUGGCGGCGCUGAGAUGGCUCCACCUUUACCGCCGGACGUCCUCAGCGUGGCCCAGCAGAAGGUUCUGGGGACGGCUCUGCAGUUUGUGGUUUCUCUGGGACUCUGCCCCUACCUGGCCCCUGGAGUGGGGGUUCCUCUGGGCCGCAGGUCGGCGUUUGGGGCCUUGGUGGAGAAACUAGUGUGCAGGGGGGCGGAGCCUGCAGGAGGGCGCCGCCUUCUCAUAACCACCAAUGUCCUGUUGAAGCUGGCGGAGCUGACGUCUCUCGCCACGUUGGUCUUCACACGACAUCUGGGGGACGUGAUGGCAGCGCUGUGUCAGCUGGGACACCAGCCGCACCGGGAGGAGGACAGGCCACUCAGUGCUGAGGAAUGUCGAAUGUGUAAAGACGCCCUGAGGAACCUCCUGGGGAAAGUCUACCAGCCGAUCAUCAUCAAGGAGCUGCUGGUCCUCCAGGGUGGACCCAAGCAGUCUGGUCCAGUUGGUGGCAGCAGAGCAGCUCUGGGAUCAGCUCCCGCUUGGCUGAGGCGUCUGUGUGGUCAGCUACUGUCCGAGCGCCUGAUGCAGACCAACGGUGUCCAGGCUGUAGUCAGAGCCGUGCUGGAGGGAGGAACAGGAGGCGAGUCCGACUGGAGGAAAUGUGACGCUGUAGCUCGGAUCCUGGUGGCUUGUCCUCAACAGGCGUCAGCAGACGUCUACUUCAGACUCGUCUGUCCUCAGAUCCUCGACCUCCUGCACUUCAAGGACAAGCUGACGGCUCGACAGUUCCAGCGCGUGGCCACCAGGGCGGCGCUCACUAUGCUGCAGGAGAGGCCCAGCUUCGCCCAGCGCUACCUGCUCAGCCCCCUCCUGGCUCCACUACAACACUGCACCACCUCCUCCAAUGACGCUGAUUCUCCGGAGGCUGUGGAGGAGUCGGAGCUGAGUCAGUGUGUGGACGACGUGUACAAGAUCUUUGUGGUUGGAAACGCUCCGUCGCCGUCUCUUCUAGAAGAACUGCUUCCUGUCGUCUUCACUCUUUUCUGUUUCACCAGACAGAACGUCUCCCACCUCCGCGCCCCCUGCCAGGAGAUUCUGUUGUGGUACUUGAGCCACGCUGAGACGCCUGCAGCCCUGUCGAUGCUGAGGCAGCUUUCUGGUCUCCAGGGGCGAAGGAAGGAGGUGGCGCCAGGUUUUCACUUCACCCCAGGCAGCGAUGGAGGAGCCAGACUCAGCUCCAGAGUCGGAUUCAGCGACGAGGACGACGAGCUCUACGAGAAGCUGGCGGCGGAGCAGUGGAGGCUGGAGUGUCUGAUUCAUCUCCUGGUUGAACUGAAAGACUCUGACCUGCCUGGAGACUUGUUCCUGGACCUGCUGCAGGAGCUGACGAGUUGGACGACUGCAGCAGACGACGAGACGAAGGAGGAAGAGACGAGGGACUUGUCGGCCAUGACGCUGCUGGAGGUGGAGCAGCGUCUUCAGGGUGGAGCUGAGAGACGAGGCCAGAGGCUGGCGGUGCUUCAGGUGCUGGCGCUGAUGGUUGAAUCUCUACAGCACAGCCAGCUGCUGAGGAAAACCACCCAGGUGGUGGACUUCAUGGUGUCCCUGCUGCAGAGGGCAUGUGUUGGCCUCGGCCCGGCUGCAGGACCCGGCGCUGAGAACCCGGUGGAGAACCAGACUCUGAGCAUGGGCAUGGGCCUGGUGGCCACGCUGCUCUCUGGACCUCAGCUUUCUGCCGACGACUUCUCGUCCAUGUCGCGGCUGCUCCUCCCUCUGGAGACGCUGUCUCAGCAGCAUCCAGACGUGGUCAUUCAGGAGCUGGCGUCCAACCUCAGAGCCGUCAUCGCCACUCAUGGCGCCUACCGUCCUGAAGACCUCACCGCCGCCGCUCAGCCGUCCAGGAAAACACCUGAGACCACGGCUCCAGCUAAAGCAGACGACCCACAGACUCCCGCUAACGUCCCCCCGUCCUCUGCAGGCUCCAGGACGAGUCCUCGCCAGAAUACCAAACCCUUUUCUGAUUGGCUGCUGGAAGCGUGUGACCCUGACGUGCCGACCAAAGCCUUUGCCUUGAGGGUCCUGACCCAGAUGGUACAACACGGAGACCCAGAGGCCGUCCAGGCCCGGGAGAAAGUCCUCACGCUCUUCUUAGAGAACCUGGAGCACGAGGACUCAUUCGUCUACCUGUCGGCCAUUCAAGGUCUGGCGUCUCUAGCUGACUCCUACCCCGACAGGAUCCUGGAAAGACUCCUGAAAGACUUCCAGCGUGGCCCCUCCCUCCCGUCCUCCAACCAGGAACGCUCCCUGGAAACCCGGCUCAAAGUGGGAGAAGUCCUGAUGAGGGCGAGCCGGGCCAUGGGUGAGCUGGCGCCGCACCUCGGCCGUCCUCUGGUGGGCGUCUUCCUGCAGGGAACCAGAGACCCGGACCAAGGCGUCCGAGCCAGUAGCCUGUCCAACCUGGGGGAGCUGUGCCAGAGACUGGACUACGCCCUGGGACCCCUGGUCCAGGAGCUGAGCUCGUGUCUGACGUCUCUGAUAAAGACGGAGAAGGAGGCUGAGGUGAGGAGAGCUGCCGUGCACGUCAUCGUGCUUCUGCUCCGAGGCCUCAGCGACAAAACCACCCAGGUCCUCAGGGACGUUCUGUUGGACCUGUACCGAGCUCUGAAGUGGGUGGUUCGCUCGGACCCGGACCAGGUGGCCGUGCUUCAUGCUCAGCUGGCUCUGGAGGAGCUCGACGACGUCAUGAGAAGGUUCAUCUUCCCUGAGCAGAAGCUGGAGAAGAAGAUCGUCGUCCUGCCGUAGAACGUGGAGACAUCCUUUCAAAAUAAACUCUCGUUCAUCGUGUUUUCACCACGAGCCUCUGGAGUAGGAGAUAAAAACCAACGGGUGCAUUAUUGUAGGAUUUACUUACGCACCUUCACAAUAAAUGACAUGUGUGACAUUAAACAGGAUCUUUGUCCCAAGUUAAUGACUUCCUGUUCCUUGUGUUCUCAUGGAUAUCUGGUGAGUGCUGAAGCAGGAAUCCUCUUAAAUCUGUCAGAGUCGGAGCUUCGUCUUUACGCCUCUGAAGACCCGAUGGUGAAGCAUAAGAUGACAUGAUUUCUUCCUCAGUUCACACUAACAUCACCCUGAAGUGGAGACGGGACAAAAGCUGGACGGCUUUAUGUACACGAGGUCCUGGAGGGUUUGAACAGAGUCGGCUCGGAGGCUGACGGAGAAGAAUGGGACAUUCCUUCUUUUGUUUCAUGCAACGGAGCGAGAGGCUGAUGUUGUACGAGGCGCGACCUCCACGUCUCCCCCUGUGAGAACGUACAACAGACAAACACCAGGACGUCCAGACAUGUUUGCAGUGCGUGGAUGUUUUACGACAAGCGUGGAGUCACCGAGGCAGGAAGAGUUUGAAUUAAAAGGCUUUUCUAAUAGCGAAUAUAGUUUUUAUUCAUUUCCUCGUUAAAGUGCCAGUCAUGCACUUCAGCUUCAUGUCUCUGAUGGAAGGUUGUGAACUAGUAGCAAAAGAGGAAGUGACUUAAACUGCUGCUAAGCAGAAGAACAGGCUGAAAGUGAUGAAAUAAAUGGUUUAAUUAAGUAA